Messenger RNA from Acanthoscelides obtectus, 628 nucleotides. Lineage: Eukaryota; Metazoa; Arthropoda; Insecta; Coleoptera; Chrysomelidae. The record is from the annotation of a GenBank genome assembly.
AUGGCGCACCGUCUUGUUGAAACUAGUAACCAUCAAGACCUUUUUCACGCAUUUGUGGGCAGACAUAAUGAGUCGAUUUCGAUUUCCAUCGACUGUUUCGUUUUCGUUGAAGAAAAAUGGCCCAAUGAUGGUUUUGGCGCGAACGCCGGCCCAAUCAGUCACUUUCCGGUCAUGCAACGGCAUUUCGUGGAUCUCAUGUGGAUUUUCCUUCCCUCAAAUGCGGCAAUUUUGCUUAUUAACACCGCCAGAGAGCGUGAAAUGGGCCUCAUCGUCAUCACAAUUUGCUUAAAAAAAUCUGGUUCAGCAUCAACCAUGCGAGCGAUUGUUUGGACGUAUUCCAAGCGACGUGGAUGGUCAGUUGGCAAUAUUUUUUGUGUUAACUGCACCUUUCUUAUAAGGAAAUAAAUGCAAAUCAUCCUUCAAAAUACUCCGCAACGUGGUUCCACUGAUGCCAAAAUGCUGAGCGCGGUGAGGAAGUUUCAGAAACACGUAUAACCAAAUCACUCGGUUGGUAAAUAUCAAAGUCAUUCGAUGUUUCAAUACCGACAUAAAAGGUGGCGCACUCGGUAUAUAUAUAUAUAACAAUAAGUAGGAAAAUAAUGGGCAAAAUCCGCAAAAAGGAGGAAAG